AUAAUUAGAUUGCGCAUGCUUAUCCAGACGUGGCAGCAAUAUUAUGGCUCCUUUCAGGCAUCACGGUUGGGACGGGAGGUGGAAUGUAAAAAUGCUGUUCUUCAUAGUAUUGGCACUGUUGUCAACAUGCCACUUUACCUUGAAAGUAUCUCCACUUAUUGAAAAGAUUAGUGACCAGAAAGACUUCAAGAAGCUGCUCCGAACUCGAACCAAUGUUUUGGCUUUGUAUUCAAAAUCAGCUGCUGUAGCUGAAAGUCAACUCAAAUUGCUGUCUGAUGUGGCUGACGCUGUGAAAGGUGUAGGUACAAUUGCAUGGGUGGAUUGUGGUGACUCAGAAGGUCGAAAACUAUGUAAGAAAAUGAAGGCUGAUCCAAGCUCUAAGAAGAGUGGAAUGGAAUUACUGCAUUACAAAGAUGGCACCUUUCAUACUCACUACGACAGGCCUGAAACAUUUAAGUCUAUGGUAACAUUUCUUAAGGAUCCACAAGGGCCACCACUGUGGGAAGAGAAUCCGGAGGCCAAAGAUGUUGUUCACAUCGACAGUGAAAAGGCCUUUCGAAAGCUGCUAAAAAAGGAAGAAAGACCUAUUUUAAUGAUGUUCUACGCACCAUGGUGUGGCGUGUGUAAAAGAAUGAUGCCAGCUUUCCAGGAGGCUGCAACAGACCUAAAGGGUAACUAUGUGCUUGCAGGCAUGAAUGUUCACCCUGCUGAAUUUGAUGGCAUUAAACAAGAGUAUAAUAUCAAAGGCUAUCCAACUUUCUGUUACUUUGAAAAAGGGAAGUUUUUGUACAACUUUGAAAACUAUGGGGCUACAGCAGGUGACAUUGCAGAAUGGAUGGAGAAUCCUCAGCCUCCACAGCUAAAGACUCCCGAGGUCUUGUGGUCCGAUCAAGAGUCUGCAGUCUUCCAUUUGACAGACGACGAUUUUGACAGUUUCUUAAAAGACCACCAUUCUGUGCUUGUGAUGUUUUAUGCCCCAUGGUGUGGUCACUGUAAGACAAUGAAGCCAGAGUAUGAAGAGGCUGCAGAAACAUUAAACAGGGAUGCUGACAGUCCAGGAGUACUUGCAGCAGUAGAUGCCACAGUCCACAAACUGGUAGCAGAGCGGUACCACAUCUCUGGGUUUCCUACAGUGAAAUACUUUGACAACAGUGAGGAAAAGUAUACUCUGCCACAGCUUCGGACCAAAGAAAAGAUCAUUGAAUGGCUUCACAAUCCACAAGCUCCCCCUCCCCCUGAGCAGUCUUGGGAGGAGAAGCAGACAAGUGUUGUCCACCUCAUGGCAGAAGAUUUCAGAGAGUCACUGAAGAAAAGGAAGCAUGCUCUAGUCAUGUUUUAUGCACCCUGGUGCCCUCAUUGUAAGAAUGCAGUACCACAUUUCACAGCUGCAGCUGACUACUUUAAGGAAGAUCGCAAGAUUGCCUAUGCUGCUAUGGAUUGCACCAAAGGACAAAACCAUGAGCUGUGUAAACAGGAAGGAGUAGAGGGCUACCCUACUUUCAAUUACUACAACUAUGGGAAGUUUACUGAGAAGUACGAGGGAGAAAGAGUGGAGACUGGCUUUACUGGUUUUAUGAAGUCGCUCAGAGGCAGAGACUAUGAAAAAGUAGGAAAAAAGAAAGAAGAGUUGUAAAGCCAUCUGCCUGAAAGGAGUUUGACACUGCACUGUGAAUGAACCUGGAUUCAGCAGUACUGUACAUGCAGUUUGCCAUCACUUAAGGACAUAUUUUUUAUGCCAAUUACAGUCAGAUUGUACAGUUUGUAAAAACAUCCGAGCAUAGUGACUGUUUUUUUUUUUUUCUUUCGUCAGCAGCAAUCCAUUACAUAUUAUCCGGUCUCUGUAUCUCUCUCUCUGUCUCCUGAUGUGACCCCAGACAUGUAGUCCAUUGACAUAAUUUUUUUCCUAUGCAAUGCUUUUACACUACAGUGAACUGAAAAUGAGGGCAUUGUAAUAUUUUAUGCACUUUUGCAUAAGUAUACAUAGCAUAUUACUGCAUCUGGCUGCAUUCACAUAGCAUAUCCAUGAAACCAUUAAAAGCAGUCAGAAGUUUUGCAGAUUAACUAUUUUUGUACAGAUGUACUUUUUAUAAAAUGUAUAGGACCAAUAUUAGGUUAUAUUCUGUUCUUUAACCCAAAAGGUAUAGUAAUGUAUAUGUGAUGGUGAUUCUAGCCAUCACAGAUUGUGAAUGCAUUUUUAUUUGAAAGGAGGUUUGUCACAAAUGAAGGGGUCACAUUUACAGCAUGCUGUAAGCAAGAUAAAAAUAAUUUUUUUAUCAAAAAUUACCAUUAGUAUUUUCCUCAGUAUUUUUAUUUGUAUUCUGGAGAGCUUUCUUACUAAAACUCAUCUGAUCUUAACCUCCAUAACAAUGUUUUACGCAUCAUGAGAGUCAUAGUACCAGUACAUGAUAGCAUUGUUAGGAGGAGGUGAAUUACUAGGAAGAAAGCAAGGUGUAGAUUAAGAGGAAAUAUCUGAAAGGUAAUUGUUUAAGGAAGCUGAUUUUACUAUAUUUACCCUCUCUUUGAAAGAAAGGUCAGAUUCAGGGCAGUUAUAGUUAUCUGAUAAUCCCAUUAUUAUUUUUACACAAUGUUUGCAUAUUUUUUGUAAAAAAAAUAAAUAAAUAAGUAAACAAAAAAAUGUUUGGUGGAAUCAGAAUAUUAUGGGUUUUUCUGAUUUUAAUUAUGGUGCUCAGGGAAGGUAAAUGAUACUAAGAACUAUAACAGAUUAGCAAAGCAUGAUGAUUCCAAAUUAAGUUAAUUUCAAUCCAGGGUAUCAAAUCUGUUUACAUGUAGAAAGAAAACAUAGAUGCGUUAAAAUGGAAUUUUUUACACCUCAGUUCCCAUUGGGUGCAGCCUUUAGUAAUGUGAAGACUUACUGAAAUGUUUGUUGUGGUCAUUUGAUUGCCAAGAAGAUUUACAGAAAUGUUUUCAUACAUUUUUUUUUCUGAAAGGCCAUAUGAAAUGUAGUCAUGUAUUACAUUGCUGUUGCUGUUGUGAUCUUUUCAGAAUGCAAACAUUGUCCUGGGAUAUGUUACUGAUUCUUGUUUGCAGUUUUAUUUUUUGUUUCAUGUUUUUUGAAAUAGCUUGAAAUCAUAAAAUUGUACAGCAUUAUUACAGACAUUUGAAUGUAUGUGAGGUACUCGUUAUAAUCUUUCACAUUACAUUGAUAAACUGUGUUAAAUUGAACUCUCUAGGAAUAGCUCUGGCUUUUAAAUUUUUGUGCCAUAAAUUUCACCAAAGUAUUUUGAUUUGAACCAUUUGUGAAGCAGAUGUUGAUUUUAAUCAGCAGUAGGUAAGGUGUACUAAUUUAAUUAAAAUGUAUUUUUGUCUUAGUGAGUGGUGCCAGGGGUAACCUAGACAGUUUAAUUUGUUUCAAGUGUACUUUUUCAUCAGGUCACGUCUGCAGACUUCUGCAAAGUAUAUAAAGUCGUUUAAGUGGCCUUCUGACAUCAUCAUUUGCACAGAUUUGUUUUUAUUGAUAUUAUGUGACUCCCCUCUCCCUGUUAUUAAAUGCAUUGAUUUUUGGCUUUGAAAAAGUUU
Molecule: messenger RNA, 3537 nt
Organism: Protopterus annectens (West African lungfish)
Lineage: Eukaryota; Metazoa; Chordata; Ceratodontiformes; Protopteridae
Gene: PDIA5
Product: protein disulfide isomerase family A member 5
Exons: 17
Coding region: 44-1633 (529 amino acids)
Biological process (GO): protein folding
Cellular component (GO): endoplasmic reticulum
Molecular function (GO): protein disulfide isomerase activity
Source: RefSeq, a predicted model, not a curated record